CUGCACGCUGGCCGCUGUAUGGACGUUCUCCGUCGCUUUAAAGAGAACGGCAAGGAAAAGGUGGAAAAUAGGACUUCUCUAAAAUAUUCAUAUGACUUGUGGAAGGCUGAGAUACGUUUUGUCGUUGAGCAUCCGCGUGUCGGGAUUCGUGCACGUAUAGUGAAAUACGACAGUUUGUGGAGAGAAAUGCGAGGAAACGCAGCGGCAGCGGGACGUUGACUCCGAACCGGGGAAUAUCGACCGGUUCUGGUCGGUGUGAAGAGAUGAGCGGCUCUACUCGGCUGUCAUAGAUAUAGCUACGGCAGCCCAGGGCACCGUUUUCACGCCGUUUUCACACAGUUUUCACACCGUCCGACUGUCAAACGCAACCGCAACGUUCGGACCCUGCCUGGGUGUUUCGAAAUGUUUCGUGAUGCUUUCUGAGCGCCAUGAGAACAGAGUGAACGCAUUCCCGCCUUUUUUGACGCUUUCGUAACGUACAAGUAUCGGUCUGGACAUUUGCGCUCUUUGCAAGAAAAAUAUACAAAUACCGCCUACUUAUUUCUCAGGAAUUCCUUGAAAAGUACUGGGGCACUGUGCAAUGCUUGGACAAUCUCCUCACCUCAUCGGGGGGAUCUUGUGGAUCCAGAAUCCCAUGAGAGCUGUCCACUGCAACCUCAGCCAUAAUGGUAUAGAUCACCAGGUUUGCUCAGAGGAGGUACCAUCCCACCUGGAGGAGGAGGGUCUGGACCAGGCUCCUGGCCUGGAUGACAUCAGCCCUGGCUUCCAGGACCCGAGAGGGAGCCCCCGACUUCAGCAGGCCUCCGAGGUGGAUGGCCCAAGGGCAGGAGCUGUGAAACUGACCAAGCCGGUGGCCCUGUGGACACAGCAAGACGUCUGCAAAUGGCUCAAAAAGCACUGUCCCCACCAAUAUCAGAUCUACAGCAACUCUUUCAAGCAGCAUGACAUCACAGGGCGGGCGCUCAUGCGGCUGACAGACAAGAAGCUGGAGCGCAUGGGCAUCAUGCAGGAGAGCCAGCGGCAGCACGUCCUGCAGCAGGUGCUGCAGUUGCGGGUACGAGAGGAGGUGCGCAACCUGCAGCUGCUGACGCAAGCCUCCCUGGAGAGUUCCCCAUAGACCGGCAUUCCAGGAAACCACACCAGCCGCCACGCAGCCCCCCAUCAUGCCCCCAACCGGUGUAUUCCAGGACCGCAUCUCAUCAAGUGAACCCCACCCUGUGAUCCAGCCUCCUACAGUUACAGAGCGGACCCCGCUCACCUUAUUAUUACCCAGACCGCGCAAGUGACAACACGGUUUGGGCACAAAUCACACUUCCACCGCCAGUAAUCCCACAAAAACAUGAAAAGGACAAAAAAAAGAACACACCAGAGCUUUCGUCACGGUGAAAAGUAUGUGUAUGUUCACUCUUCAGAAGUAGCACUUUCAUAUCUAUCUUUCCACACACACGGUAGGUGCAUACCCAAACUGCUAGAGUGAGCUGUGAUUUCGUCCUGUGGUAGGGUCAGCAGGUCAGUCAUGGUGGAAAGCUGCCAGCAUAUCAGGUAUUUUAGCCUUUACUCUUUGAAGCAAGCCCUUCCGUUUCGUCCGCAACUGACAUGAUGAUGCUCGAUUUCACGAAUCGAAAAUAAAUAACGAAGGUAAUUAAUUCCUUUGAUCGUCUACUGUUGCAUUUUCUCGUGCUGUGCGGUUUCUCUCUAAAGGGGAGUCUUCGUGCCCCGUCCCCCCGCCUCCCCAUUACAAUCGUUCACUGUGACUCCAACCGGCUGUCUUAAAAAGACCAGUACCCCACUUAGGCACUGAGAGCAGUGCUUUGUCACCUGGGACGCGGGUGAAAGGCCUGUCAGACUCGGAGCUCGCCUAGAUCCACGGAGGACGAGAGCAGAAGGUGCAGAAGAUCAAAAGACACUCCUCUGGCCAGAGUUGGCAUUCUUGUCCCCUCUUGCUGCUUGUGACUCUUUCUAGACGUGAGAUACCGUUUCAAAUGGAGUGUAGAACGCAUACACGCGGCGCUGUACGAGACGCGGAAGUAGGAAAUUAGUUGACUGUUUAUAAAGAAACACUUCGCUACAUGUUGCUGUCCUGCAAAACCUCCAUCUCCAUCUCCGGUAGACGAUAGGGAAAUUUGUUUUAAAGCACACAGUUACACGGGCAGUCCUGUUGUUGCCCGACCAUUCUCACCUGUGUCUUUACGCUCACGCAGAAACCGUGGGAUGGGAUCGAUGUAGUACCGGUGGCCGGUAAUGUCGGCCCGGCGGUCGAUGUUAUUUUCAUUUUUAGCACUUUACGCAUCCGUUUCAGGGGCUUCUCCUGAUAGCGAAUUGCAUGGCAACUAGGAGGAUUUCUUAGGGAUGUUGGGAGGAAUGUAGCAGAGGGUGAAAAUCCACAGAGGCAUGGAAAAGCCCACUCAGCCUUCUCAAAUAUGGAGACAAGCUGUUGUUUGGUAAUCAGCAGGUUGUACGUGUCUCGCUAGGGGGAAUUUGCCUUGGACGUGCUAUUACGAUGUUGUGUAAUGUUUUUCAACUCCCAGAAAAGGUUGUAAAUAAGGGCAACAUCAUGGUAACUGUCCUCUCAGCAAUAUAUAGAAGAGCAUCCAAGUGAAAAGUAGCAGCCAGCUUUACCAUGUUAGAAAACUCUGGAAAUAUAACCUGUUUAGCAUUUAGCACUAUUACUCUUUUCUCGUUUCUAUGUAGGAAAUGUCACUGCAUUUUGUUGCCAAGGUGACACUUACCAUGGAAUUACCCCAUGAGACACAUAUCAUGUGACUAUUACACUGUUUAACGUAGGCUAAUCUGAAGGUACCCGUUAGCUUCCUUUUUGCGGAAAAGAACAAAACGGUUUUAAAUUCGCACGGUCUGCAGUGACCUUUUAAAGGCAGGACUUUCCGUUGUCGCGUUUCGGUUCAAGAAAAGCUGGUUUUCGUUAAAGGUUUUUCCACGCGAGUCUGUCAACGCAGGCUCUCCCGGCAUGUGCUUAGACUCGCUGCGAGUUUUCGUCGCGUCACCACAAUAUUUAGCACUUUGACGCUCGCCGUUGGCGGCGCCCGCUUUCCUCCUGUCCUUUCGCACAUGUCACUCAUAACACUGCUAUGGAAAUGAGUAUUUCUGCCACUGUACAACAUGACAGCAUGUUUUGUAUUACUUUCUGGUGUUUUAUACAACGGGCAUGCGAACUACGUCUUUGACAAGCUGAGCAACUCUUAAUUUUCCUCCAUCUCCGUGAAGGGUGCCUGAUCAUGGAUUGUUACUGUGAACCUGUGAAUAAU
Scleropages formosus (Asian bonytongue) is the source of this 3263-nucleotide messenger RNA. RefSeq names its product sterile alpha motif domain containing 12 (gene samd12). The record is from RefSeq and is a predicted model, not a curated record. Gene Ontology annotation, molecular function: protein binding. Gene Ontology annotation, biological process: cell surface receptor protein tyrosine kinase signaling pathway. The transcript has 5 exons. Bases 581 to 1117 code for a protein of 178 amino acids. Gene Ontology annotation, cellular component: cytoplasmic side of plasma membrane. Lineage: Eukaryota; Metazoa; Chordata; Actinopteri; Osteoglossiformes; Osteoglossidae.